Molecule: messenger RNA, 1239 nt
Organism: Aspergillus pseudoviridinutans
Lineage: Eukaryota; Fungi; Ascomycota; Eurotiomycetes; Eurotiales; Aspergillaceae
Exons: 2
Coding region: 1-1239 (412 amino acids)
Source: RefSeq, a predicted model, not a curated record
AUGAGACCACUGCAGCGGGUUAUUUUCAUUCUCAGUUGUUUGUUCCUUAUAGCUCUGGUUCUAAGGCUUCGAAUCGGAGGAAAUAUCCCUGGCAGCCUCGCGCCCCAAUCUUUUCCCCGAGUGAGCGGGUCGAAGCAGCAUUUAUUCAGUAAUCGGUCAUUGUCUCACGCCCAAUGUGCUGCGGCUUUUCCUGGUCUAUUCAAUGAAAUCGAGGAUGCUGUUUCUCGCGGACCUUUCACUCUCACAUGGUCGCGAUUAGGAGAGCCGUUACAGGGAAGCAUCAAGGACAAUCAGGAACGGACAGCAGCUCUGAACCAGCUCUAUCGCGCAAUCGUCACUUCUCCAGAGCCGCUGCCAGACACUCUUUUCGCCUUGAAUAUCCAGGAUCGGCCGAUGGCACAAUCGUGGUCAUAUGCGCUUCCAGCCGAUCCCACAGCCACCAAGGCGGGGGACUUUCUCAUGCCGCACUUUGCCUUUUGGGCAUGGCCGCUUAAGUAUAUUGGAUCCAUGGACCGGGCACUGACCGCGGUCACCGAGAUCGAAGCGAAUUGGACAUUCCACACUAAGAUUCCACAAGCAGUCUGGCGCGGUACACCUUGGUUCAACGACGUGCAAAACCAUGAUCUCCGCAAGCGACUAAUUCAGGUUACCACGAGCAAACCCUGGGCGGACGUACAAGCCUUGAAAUGGGAAACCAACGGCCAGACGGCCGGUAACGGGCUGGCCAUUGAGGACUUCUGUCGGUACAAGUACAUCAUUUACACAGAGGGGGUUACCUACUCUGGACGGCUGCCCUUCCAUCAGGCUUGCCGCUCCGUCAUUCUCACGCCGCCCAUGGCAUGGAUGCUGCACACCACACAUCUCGUGCGACCAGUCUUUUCGAGCACGUUAUUACAGACAGAGCCCAGGCUGGGACCUCCCCAUCAGUCGGAUCGCAUCAAGCGAGCCUGGCGGACUGAUCUUGAUGCCGGGGAUGCCAAUCUGGUGAUGGUCUCGCCGGACUGGUCCGACCUUGAGGCUACCAUCGCGUGGUUGGAGAAUCAUCCCACAAUAGCACAGGGCAUCGCUGAUCGACAGCGUGAGUUGUUUAACGACGGAGGAUAUCUGAGUCCUGCCGCCGAGACGUGCUACUGGAGAGCGCUGAUCAGGGGCUGGAGUAAGGUUGCGGAGUCCGAGGGCAGGGAGUGGACUGAACACAAGGGUGUCAGAUGGGAGCUCUUUAGUCUUGGAGGAUUCUGA